AAUUAACAUGCCAUUGAUAAUUAUGUGAGGAAUUCCUUGUAGUGGAAAAACUACAAGAGCAACAGAGAUUAAGACCUAUUUCGAAGAGGAACAUAAAAAGGAUGUGGUCCUAAUCAAUGAAGAGACACUUGGAUUUGAUAAGAAUGAGUACUAUAAAGAUGGUUCGACUGAGAAAAUUAUCAGAGCAUCUUUGAAAUCUGAAGUUGAGAGGAAUCUCGAUAGUGAAACAAUAGUGAUCAUUGACUCUCUAAACUACAUCAAGGGAUACAGAUACGAACUUUAUUGCCUUGCAAGGAGUGCUAAAACUACUUUGACUAACAUAUACUGAGAAACUGAUCCUGAAGAGGCAGAAAAGUGGAAUUCUGAGAGAGAUCAGAGUGUUGCAUUCUCUGAUGAACUCUUUCAUGACUAUAAAGGAAGACUUGAGAUUCCAAACCCUGCUCAAAGAUGGGAUUGCCCAUGCAUAAUGCUUCGACCAUAUGAGGAUACUCCUUUAGAACAGGUUGAGAAAGCAGUUAUCUCAGGUAAAUUACCCAGAGCUCCUGUCUCAAACAAGCAUGAGGAAAAUUUGGAAACGAAUUACAUCUACGAGUUGGAUAAAAAGUGUUCUCUAGUAAAUGACUUCAUCAUUGUAAAACAGCAGGAAUUCAACGAAGGGGAUACCAUAUCUGCUGCUGAAAUGACUGGGUCUACUAAACUUCUGACAUUACAUAAGAUUUAUUCCCCAAUAGAGCUAAAGAAUAUGAAGAAGGAAUUUAUUAAUCUAUCGAAGCUACAUCCCCCUAAGGAGAAAGAUAAUUUCGCUGAUCAGUAUAUAGCGUUUAUUGAUUCUAAUUACGAGCAAGAGGAUGACUACUAA
Moneuplotes crassus is the source of this 859-nucleotide messenger RNA. NCBI's taxonomy places the organism in Eukaryota, Ciliophora, Spirotrichea, Euplotida, Euplotidae. The record is from the annotation of a GenBank genome assembly.